Messenger RNA from Amyelois transitella, 1177 nucleotides. RefSeq lists its product as uncharacterized. Bases 89 to 1147 code for a protein of 352 amino acids. Lineage: Eukaryota; Metazoa; Arthropoda; Insecta; Lepidoptera; Pyralidae. The transcript has 8 exons. The record is from RefSeq and is a predicted model, not a curated record.
GGAACUUCCGCCCGCAAACAGCUGACUGGGACAAAUAGGUUGGAGUUGUUCACAAUGCAAUUUCACCUCGCAAUUCGAGAGCGCCCUGAUGAUGCACAAGCAGCUUCACCACGACUCGCCCCACUUCACUGCCACCACCAAAUGCACCACCAGAAUCUUGGAUAAAACUAACACAGUGCCCCAACUGUCACCGGCAAACUGUUUGGAGAGCAGAGACAAGAAGAGUUUUCCAUUGCUAGGACGAACGUCUUCGGCAACAAAACUGUUUGCUAAUCUGAAAGCGCGAAUCACCAGAACCAAGAGUCGCCAACUGUUCUCCCACCCUGAAGAGCCGCCGAAUAUCGACGAGAUUAAUGAUCUAUCAGCAACCAGCGAAUGCACCUCCAAAGGGUUGCAAGGUCUGAACUUGGACGCUCCAUCGAAGACCAGCGCCGUCACCACCUUGGACUCGCCCUCGCCGCCGCCGCAGCAUGAGACGUACGGCUGUCAUCUGUGUGCGUUUGAGACUGACAGAAUAACAGUUCUGGACAGACAUCUUCUUAAUGACCACAAAAUCGGUCUGGACAACCUUCUGAAACUGGUCUUGUCCAAAACCAAAGAAGGACUUUCUGAAGAGCACAAUAGCGAUAUUCUUUACGGCAUAAAACAACCGUACUACAAACCUCAGAAUGAAAGGAUAGAAGAAGGAGAAUUCGUUAUAGAAACAGUAACGCCCAAAAUAAAAGUACUAAAACACGCAGCAACAAAUACCGACAUCAAAUGGACAGAUAUACCAGAUUUAAAGGACAAUUGUAAGAUUAUCACAAAAGAAUUGGACAAACUGAUGAAAUAUCCGAUUGAAAUGACAGAUAAGACGGCGUUUUUACAUAAAAUGGAGACGCUGAACAAAUGUAUGUGCAAGUUUGUGGAUUCAUCGAAUACUUUGAAGAGGGCGUUGAAAAAGGAGUGCGAUGCAAAGAGUAGGCAGGGUCACGAUGAGCCUGUUUUCGAAUUGGGAUUAGGGGACCAAGAUAGUCCCCGUAACUGGGAGAGAGCCCACAGCGAGAGUCUGAGCAGGAGCAGGCACAAACAUUCAGGAAGACCGGGAAUAAGCAGUUGUUCCAGGAGUGAAAAAGCGAAAAUGUCAGCAGAAAGUUUCUAUUUUUGACGAAAUAAUAUUUUGUGAAAUGGAUGCCCU